Messenger RNA from Baudoinia panamericana UAMH 10762, 1114 nucleotides. RefSeq lists its product as uncharacterized. The transcript has a single exon. Lineage: Eukaryota; Fungi; Ascomycota; Dothideomycetes; Mycosphaerellales; Teratosphaeriaceae. The record is from RefSeq and is a predicted model, not a curated record. Gene Ontology annotation, molecular function: peroxiredoxin activity. Bases 132 to 695 code for a protein of 187 amino acids.
UGUAUUGGGGGUACCGACUGGACUGCCGAAAGUUGGAGUCGGGCCACACUCCAUCCAUGACUUUGCAUUUCGACAUUGUCAUGCUUUUGUAGCCUGCAAGUACAUCCGCCGAGGACAGCAGCACAGCAAAUAUGCGCAUUCCGUACGCUCCCACAGAGCCUGCCGAUCCGACACCUGACACUCAAGCAAUCUACGACCGUAUCCGUGAGCGGCGAAAGCCUCGACCUCUUAUUCCACUUGACCUUGCCCUGCUGCAUAAUCCACAGAUUGCGGAUGGCUACAACGCUCUACUCGGCGCUAUACGGACAAAGUCCACCUUCCCGUUAGCUCUGGCGGAACUCGCCAUAUGCUACAUUGCGGUCCUGAACUCUGCAACCUACGAAUGGACAGCUCAUGCACCCAUAGCGCUAAAGGCUGGUGCCAGCCGGGAGGCACUCCAAGCCGUACUCGACGGCAGGGUAAAGGAUGAAGCUGCAUUUAGCGAGGACGAGCGCUUGGUGCUCGAAUUCACGGAGCAGAGCACCAAGUCUAUCAAAGUUGGCGACGAUGUAUUCGAACGCUUGAAGCGAAGGUUCAACGACCAGCAAGUCAUGGAGUUGACUAUCACUGUAGGUGGGUAUAAUAUGGUCAGCCGCUUUUUGGUGGCACUGGAUGUGACGGAAAGUAAUGGGAAGUCUAUGGAAAUGCCGUCUUAAAUCAACGACGUUCAGUCUAGGCGGGCGAUGCGAUGGGAUCUUGCGCCCUCCUGGAUCCGACGUGAAUUGACGUUCACCGGUCCUUGGUCUUAUGACAAUGUCAUAGCUUGCCCGCGCAGCCAGAGGAAAAGCCCUACUUGUCUCAGUGGCGUAGCUAUUACUGAGAAGUCUGGCAAGGCCGGAUCCAGCGCCACUUUGUGAUGGAGACAAAUUCCAGUCCGACCCAUAGUGCUAUGCCGAGGCAGCCGCUGCACUCAGAGGCGGUAUCAUCGCCACACAACCCGCGUUACAUCUCUUCGUCAGCGCCAUGCGGACUUUAUGCAUACAGGAUGGAGACGCGGACGCAGACUUGGUGUCUGUUUUGGCUGGGCCACAGAUUGCAAAGACCGAGGCUCUCAAUAGCGAACUCUCGGUAUGCU